GGGGAAGUGGGAGUAUAACGUCAGUUCCCAGAGGCCCCUGCUGGAGUAAAGGUCUGGAGGUAUCAACAUUGUACAUACCUGUCUUCGUUAUUUGGCCAAGUCUCAUACGUGUGUUCAUAAAGAAAGUUCAACAGGUAAAGGAGAGGAAAAAGGAUUGCAGAUAUGGGAAUUCAGAUGAAAGCUAUAUUGUUGGGUUCUGCAAUGGCAGCCGUAGCUUGUACAACCAUCAUCGCUUUGGUUCUCUCUCUUGCUAAUCAUCAGACUUUGGAUCAGCCAUACUCAACACAGUAUGGGAUUGUGUUCGAUGCCGGCUCCACUCACACGGCCCUCUUCCUGUACCAGUGGCUGGGGAACAAAGAGAACAACACUGGGAUAGUCUCUCAGAAACAGAGCUGUGAUGUGGAAGGUGAUGGCAUAUCAAGCUAUGUCGAGAACCCUCGGGCAGCCGGAGAAAGUCUUAAGAAAUGCUUGGAUAUUGCCAAAGCAGUAAUACCAGAAGGACAGCGGAAGGCUACACCUGUGUACCUUGGUGCCACUGCUGGCAUGCGGCUUCUUAGAUUACAGAACCAAAGUCUAGCAGACAGCAUCCUCGUAGAAGUCACCAAAACAAUCCAAAGUUAUCAAUUUGAUUUCCGAGGGUCCAGAAUACUCUCUGGCAUGGAGGAGGGGGCUUAUGGCUGGAUCACCAUCAACUACCUCUUGGAGAGCUUUAUCAAGCACACUUUUGAGGGCCUUUGGAUCCACCCUAAAGCAGGAAAGAUCCUUGGAGCUCUAGAUCUCGGUGGUGCAUCAACACAGAUCUCAUUCACCCCAAAAGACCCCGUGAGAUUCCCAGAUUCAGCUUUUAAUCUCCAGCUCUAUGGGUACAAGUAUGAGUUGUACACAUACAGCUACUUGUGCUACGGCAAGGACCAGGCUUUGAAGAAACUUCAGGCAUACCUUCACAAGACUGCUGGACCAACAUCUGUUAUCAGUCACCCAUGCUACCACAAAGGAUAUAAAGUCAAUGUUACUUUGGCUGAACUUUACAACUCCCCUUGUGUGGUCAAACCAAACAAUUUUAACCCCACGGCUACAGUCACUUUCUCAGGAACGGGAAAUUCAUCCCUCUGUCUUUCUCUAACGGAGAAUAUUGUUAACCUCACCGACUGUGCCUUAUCACCAGACUGUGGUUUCGAUGGUGCCUAUCAACCUCCUGUCAAUGGCGAAUUCUUUGCUUUUUCAGCAUACUUCUACACCUUUGACUUCCUUGGUCUCGCCCCAAAAGCUCCACUGACACGGGUUCUUUCCACUAUUGAGACUCACUGCAACAAAAACUGGACCACUCUUACUGCUGAAAAUCCAGCCAUUAAGGCGAAAUAUCUGAGAGAUUAUUGUGCUUCAGCUCAUUAUAUUAUGACUAUUCUACUGAAAGGAUACAAGUUCAAUAACACCUGGGAUCAAAUCUCUUUUGAGAAACAGGUAGCAGACACAGAUGUUGGUUGGACUUUGGGCUACAUGCUGAACCUGACCAACAUGAUUCCCUCUGAACGUUCCAGAGCGGUGACAGGGGUGCCGCACAGUCAAUGGGCGGCUCAGAUUUUCUUCAUCGUUUUUGCCCUCUUCCUCAGUCUAUUUAUUAUAGGCAUCCUGUUUGUCCUUGAUCCAAAGCACUAAGUUGUUUGUGUCAUGAGUGAAUGUGUAUGUUUACAAUAAUAUUUAUCGCUUAUAUUUCAGAUAUGAAGAUCGACAAGCAACUCUUCUGACUACUGUUUGAGAUGUUUGCUUUACAAAGAAAGAAUCUAUACAUUUUGACAUUAUGAUAAC
Messenger RNA from Rhinichthys klamathensis goyatoka, 1806 nucleotides. It is a transcript of the gene entpd8, whose product is annotated as ectonucleoside triphosphate diphosphohydrolase 8. The record is from RefSeq and is a predicted model, not a curated record. NCBI's taxonomy places the organism in Eukaryota, Metazoa, Chordata, Actinopteri, Cypriniformes, Leuciscidae. The transcript is spliced from 10 exons. Gene Ontology annotation, molecular function: GDP phosphatase activity; UDP phosphatase activity. Gene Ontology annotation, biological process: nucleoside diphosphate catabolic process. Gene Ontology annotation, cellular component: plasma membrane. The coding region runs from base 163 to 1656 and encodes 497 amino acids.